AUCUUGGGAGAGUAUAUAGCUUGUGCACGCCCGUCCGUUAAUCUUACCCAUAACAUCUCCCACUCAACAUCCAAUCAACAACAAGAUACUCAACAUCACAACGCCAAAAUGUCUUACAACAACUACACCAGGACCAGCACUGGCCGUCCAGAGCCGAUUCAGCACCAGCAGACAAUGGCGAAGCCCGCCAGGAAAUAUGAGUUGGUCGUCGAACAACAGCCGAUACGAGCCCGCAUGUGCGGCUUUGGUGACAAGGAUCGAAGGCCGAUCACGCCCCCGCCUUGCGUCCGCUUGGUCGUCUACGACACCCACACAGGACAAGAGAUUCCCUUUAACGACAUCGACAGCACGUAUUUCGUGCUCAUGGUCGACCUCUAUGACGCGCAGGGAGCGAGUGCCGUCAACCUAGUGAGACACAGUAGCGCGGCACCGACGGUGUCGAUAUCAAGUAGUACCACUACUUCUUAUCCUCCGCCGCCCGAGCGAACGCACCAUAUGUUCGCAGCCCAAGUUCCGUACGACUCAAGGGGUGGCAUUCCACAGCAACACAUGGUCCCAUACGGCGGCAAUCCUGCUGCAGGACCAGCAGGAUACUGGCAGGCCCAAGCACCCGGCUACCCCAUCCAGCAAAAUAUGUACGGUCAGCCCCCCGUGCAAAUGACCAACACAAUGAUUCCUGCAACACCCUUGGGCUCAAAUCACACCCGGAACCUCAUUGGCAUGAACGCUGUCAAUGCAUGCCGCCUUCAAGAUCUCGACCAAAAGCCUGGCUUUUGGUUUGUACUACAGGAUCUGAGCGUGCGCACCGAGGGCACAUUCCGGCUGAAGCUCAGCCUGUUCGACAUUGGCUCGAAUGAUGGUACCAACGGCACCAUCCAUAUGAACGACGGCAGCAAAGGUAAAGGCCCAUGCCUUGCCUUCGACUUUACCGAGCCUUUUACCGUCUACUCGGCCAAGAAGUUCCCCGGUGUUAUUGAGAGCACCAAACUCAGCAAGUGCUUUGCGCAGCAGGGUAUCAAGAUUCCUAUCAGGAAAGACGGCCCCAAGGUACCCAACCAGGCUGAGUUUGAUGAGGAUGCGUGAGAGUUGGGUGAUAGGCAUACGGGUUGACGGCAUGGUCGUUGGCAGGUCAUGGAUGAUGAACGCAUGUUCUGGAUUGGCGUUUUGGAAUCUUGGCGUUGUCUGGGGUCUUUAUCAAUACAUGGUGAGCGGUUUUCUGUAGGUAUCGCAAAUGGGCAAAUCCCUAUUUCACA
This is a messenger RNA of Alternaria rosae, 1253 nucleotides long. Its product is annotated as velvet factor. The transcript has a single exon. The record is from RefSeq and is a predicted model, not a curated record. The coding region runs from base 109 to 1083 and encodes 324 amino acids. Lineage: Eukaryota; Fungi; Ascomycota; Dothideomycetes; Pleosporales; Pleosporaceae.